Marchantia polymorpha subsp. ruderalis is the source of this 3342-nucleotide messenger RNA. NCBI's taxonomy places the organism in Eukaryota, Viridiplantae, Streptophyta, Marchantiopsida, Marchantiales, Marchantiaceae. The record is from the annotation of a GenBank genome assembly.
UCCCGGCAAAACCCGCAUCCAUCUCAUCGCGCCAGCGACGAGAAAUUGGAGGGAAAAGCUGCCAUUCAUCUUUCGAGUCUAGUCGCAGUGAAAGCUCUCGGAGCUGAAUCCUGCCGACGGGACUAAGCGUUAGAUUGUACAUUUCUCCGCGUUGAAGAAGGUUUGCUGAUUCUAUACGUGACGCCGACGAGUGAAAACUUCGAUCACAACCUUCGAGGAACGUGUUGCAAAGGCCUGUGGAUUGCCAUCGCCCUGUGAGAGGGUUUUAGGCUCAGGCGGCCUUGGAAUGGUUUCGAAUUCGGUUUGGUUCUCGUGAAAGGGUCUGCGUUUCGAGGAGGAAGGAAUUGGGAAAAUGCUUGUGAUUGGAAAUCUCUAAGGUUAGUUUUGCAUUGUGGAUUGGAACCGGGGCUGCGUGGCAGCCGACGACACGGUCGGGCCUAGGGUUUAGUAACAUAUCAUGACAACGUCGAAGGCAAGAGCUGCAGGCUGAGUUUGCUUGGAUAGGACAGGUGAAGCUCCAAGAUUCUGAGGUUCACGCAAAGAUUGUUGAGAACCUUGGGUGAAUUUUGAGGCCUUCGCGAUGGCGACUGACAGUAGCCUCCACCAGUUCGGCAACAUUUUAUUAGGCGGACGAGGUGGCAUGAACCCAGGGCAACUCAAAAUACAUCCAGGUGGUUUUGUUUGGAAGAAAACGGGAGGUGGAAAAGUUGUCGAUGUGGCCAAGGCAGAUAUUACUAGUUUGAGCUGGACUAGGCUGCCCAAAGGCUAUCAGCUCGGAGUUAAGAUGAGAGCAGGUUCGAAUGUAAAGUUUAGCGGUUUCAGGGAACAGGAUGUGGCGAGCUUAAAUCCGUUUCUGCAUGCGAACAUGGGAAUAAGCCCAGAUGAAAAACCACUAGCAAUAAGUGGUCGCAACUGGGGUGAAGCCGAGUUGGAAGGAAACUUGCUGUCCUUUGUUGUUGGCGGGAAGCAGGCCUUUGAAGUGUCCAUAUCAGAUGUGAGCCAAACCCAGAUGAUGGGAAAGAAUGAUGUAGUUUUGGAGUUUCAUGUGGACGACACCACUGGAGCUAAUGAGAAAGAUACUUUGAUGGAGUUAAGUUUCCACGUUCCUAGCACCAACAGCACGUACGUCGGCGACGAGGAAAGACCUUCGGCACAGGUGUUCUUUGAGAAGAUUAAAGGGCUCGCAGAUAUUUCCACUCAAGGCACAGAUGCAAUUGCAUUGUUUGAAGUGAUAACUGCGCUCACCCCAAGAGGACGAUAUAAUGUGGAGCUUCACAUGUCUUUCUUGCGACUUCAAGGACAAGCCAAUGAUUUUAAGAUCCAGUAUAGUAGUGUCGUUCGUCUAUUUAUACUGCCGAAGUCAAAUCAACCUCACACUUUCGUUGUCAUCACUUUGGAUCCCCCCAUCCGUAAGGGUCAAACAUUUUAUCCGCACAUUGUUUUACAGUUUCCUUCCGAAGAAAUAACCGAGUGCAGUCUCUCGAUGAACGAAGACCUUCUGAAUACUAAAUAUAAGGACCGCUUGGAACCCUCGUACAAGGACCUUUCACACGACGUCUUCACCCAAAUAUUGAAAGGAUUGUCCGGUGCGAAGGUAACCCGACCUGGGAAGUUCCGCAGUAGUCAAGAUGGAUAUGCUGUAAGGGCAUCUCUGAAGGCGGAGGAAGGCACUUUGUACCCGUUGGAGAAGAGCUUUUUCUUUUUGCCCAAGCCCCCUACUCUUAUAUUGCACGAUGAGAUCGAGUAUGUCGAAUUUGAGAGACAUGGUACGGCCGGAACAAGCAGUAUAUCAUCGCACUAUUUUGAUCUGCUUAUCCGUCUAAAGAGUGAGCAAGAGCAUCAAUUUCGCAAUAUCCAGAGGAACGAAUAUCACAAUCUUUUUGACUUUAUCAGCUCUAAGGGCCUGAAGAUCUUGAAUCUGGGCGAUGUCCAAGGCGCAAGUGGCGUGGCAGCCGCUUUAGCAGGCUCAGAUGACGAAGGUGUAGAUCCACAUCUAAAUCGGAUUCGUAGUGCUAGAGGUGAAGGCGGAGGUGACGGUGGUGGUGAAGACAGCGAUGAAGAGGAUGAAGACUUCGUUGCUGAGAAGGAUGACGAAGGGUCACCAACGGAUGACUCUGAAGCUGAGGAACCGGAUGCAAGUGAUAGUGGUGGGGACGAAGACGCUGAGGAAGACGAAGACGAGGAUGAAGAUGAAAGACCGGCUAAGAAAGAGCGCAAGAAACGGGAACCAGCUGCUGCUAAGCCUGGAAGAAAGAGAAAGAACAAAGAGGAAGGUGAAGGAGGGAAGAAGACCAAGAGGAAGAAGAAAGAUCCAAACGCUCCAAAGCGCGGUCUGUCAGGGUUCAUGUAUUUCUCUCUGUCGGAGAGAGAGAAUUUGAAGAAAAGUCAGCCGGGGCUUUCCUUCAUUGACACAGGAAAGGUUUGUGGAGACAAGUGGAAGAAAAUGUCAGUGGAUGAAAAAGCACCCUAUGAAGCGAAAGCACAGGCAGAUAAAGAAAGGUACAAGCGGGACAUGUUAGAGUUCAACCGUGGAGGUGCUGGAGGUGGCCCAGCAGAGGAUGGAUCUGAUGAUGAGUAGAGGCGAUCAACCUUAAAUUGCAUUCUCCGUCUUUAUGAAUCCAUCUAUAAUAAGACCGUGAGUGUUCUUGUGCUCGAAGACAAAUCCAAGCUAUCCACAUUGAGCUGAGAAGUGCCAAGCAGAACGGAGUAAUGAAAGUUCAGUGGAAGCCAUACAUGGAGUCCAGUCGUGACUACUUGCUGUUAAACAGCAGAGAUCAGUUUGCGACCGAGUAGCACAGAGCCUGAUGUUUCAAGGGCAGACAGUUCCGUAAUGUACGUAACCGCUCAUCUGGUUGUGGUCAAGGAGACCGCGGCAGGCAUACGAUGCUGGAAAAGAGCAGGGAUUUCUACAUACCUAUUGUUGUCAGAUACGAAGAGCUUGGAGAGUGGUGAAACAGUCCACUGCUGUAGUCGGCAACUGGAGAUAUUUAACUUAGGGGAGAGGUUCAGUUCAUUUAUUUGGCCCGGGGAGUUCUCAUAUCAUAGACUUGACCCCGAUUCCCAGUUAAGCUCUUGGUGGUCGUAUAGCUCCGAGUGGACCACCGAUACUGCUUUUCCAACGGGCGCGUUCAUGGGGUUAAACACGGAAAGAGAGUACGCACUAGUGGUUGAAAUGGUGGAAUUCCAUAUUUGUAACACCACAGCGUUGUAUAUUUUGAGGCAAUUUUGGUUCAUGUGAAUCUUUCCCAAGACCAUGGAACAGCGUGAGGCUUUUUUGCUCUAUGCAUCUGAACUGGCAUUUACAAAAACCCACAUGAUCCAACUCGUCUUGUUUUUAGCGCA